AUGUCUUCUAUUCUCUCGUUUGGAGAGGCUGCUUUGAAAAAAGAUCUUGACAAAACCAAAGACGUUUCUUCGGUCGUUGAUACACAACCACUUCCAUCGGAUCCACGACAGAAUCCAUUAGUUGAUCUAAUUGAUAUUGAGAGAUCUUCAUCGCCAACUCCAAGUGAGGACGAUUCAUUCCUUGAAAUUCUUCACCUUGCUCAUAAAGGAAUCAGUCCAAUUCUGGGUCUCUCUCUUCUUUAUAUCCUAAUGGCUUUCGAUGUAAACUGGUUCAUUUUGGUUAUUCUCCAAGUCAUUCUCCAGGCUCUUUUCUUCUCAAAAUCAUUAUUGGAGAACCCAGUCGGGCGUCGAGUUCUUCUGUUCUACUCAGUGAGAAUCUAG
Caenorhabditis briggsae is the source of this 381-nucleotide messenger RNA. The transcript is spliced from 2 exons. The coding region runs from base 1 to 381 and encodes 126 amino acids. NCBI's taxonomy places the organism in Eukaryota, Metazoa, Nematoda, Chromadorea, Rhabditida, Rhabditidae. The record is from RefSeq and is a predicted model, not a curated record.